AUGUCCGCGGAGAAGGAGGGAGGUACUUUGUGCUUCUUUAUCAACGGGAAAAAGGUAACGGUGAGCCAUGCCGACCCUGAAACCACGCUGCUGUCCUUCCUCAGAGAGGAGCUGAGAUUAACUGGAACCAAGUAUGGCUGCGGCGGCGGAGGCUGCGGAGCGUGCACCGUCAUGGUGUCGCACUACCGACCCGCCACCAAAACCAUCACACAUUACUCGGCCAACGCCUGCCUGCUGCCGCUCUGCCAGCUGCACGGAGCCGCCGUCACCACGGUGGAGGGUGUCGGCAGCACCAGGACCAGGAUCCACCCGGUGCAGGAGCGGAUAGCGAAGGCUCACGGCUCCCAGUGCGGCUUCUGCUCUCCGGGGAUGGUGAUGUCCGUCUACACGCUGCUGAGGAACCGGCCGCAGCCCGCCAUGGACGACAUCACACACGCUCUGCAGGGUAAUCUGUGUCGCUGUACUGGGUACCGACCCAUCAUUGACGGCUGCAGGACCUUCUGUCAGGAAGCUGACUGUUGCCAAGCCAACGGAGCUGGAGACUGCUGCCUCAACGGAGAGGAAACUCUGGAAGAAACGCAGCAUGAAAAGCCGGAGUUGUUUGAUAAGAGAGAGUUUCUGCCGCUGGACCCGACACAGGAACUCAUCUUCCCCCCCGAACUGAUUCUGAGGGCAGAAACGGCGCCCCCCCAGACACUGACCUUCCGCGGGGAGAGGAUGAUGUGGGUGUCCCCCACCUCUCUGGAGGAGCUGGUCCAGCUCAAGGCCAGGAACCCUGAAGCUCCGCUGGUGAUCGGAAACACCAACAUAGGUCCAGAUAUAAAAUUCAAAGGCAUCCUGCAUCCGCUGAUCAUAUCUCCAACCAGAGUUCUGGAUCUGUUUGAAGUCACUCAGACGCCACAUGGGGUGUGGGUGGGAGCGGGCUGCAGUCUCACCGAGGUCUGCUCUCUUCUGGAGAAGCUGCUUCCUCAGUUUCCGGAGGAGAAGACGGAAGUGUUCCGAGCCCUGAGCCAACAGCUGGGGAAGGUGGGAAGCCUGCAGAUCCGUAAUGUUGCCUCUCUUGGGGGUAACAUCAUGAUUGCGUACCCAAACUCAGACCUGAACCCCGUUUUGGCUGCUGGGAACUGCAAAGUGAGCGUCAUUUCAAACGGAGGAAGACGGGAGGUUCCUCUGAACCAAGACUUCUUUGUGAGCUUUGGAAAAACCAUCCUGAAGCCAGAGGAGAUUGUUGUGUCCGUCUUCAUUCCCUUCUCCAGAAAGGGGGAGUUAGUCCGAGCUUACCGCCAGGCUCCGAGGAAGGAGAGCUCCUUCUGCACGGUGACCAGCGGGAUGAGAGUGUUUUUCUCGCAGGGCUCCAGCGUGGUUCAGGACCUCAGUAUUUACUACGGAGGAAUGGGACCGACCACCGUCAGCGCCACCCAAACCUGCACAGCCAUCGUCACACGGCCCUGGGACGAUGAGACCCUCCAGCGGGCCUACGAUGUCCUCCUGGAUGAGUUGGUCCUCCCUCCUUCGGCUCCAGGAGGAAAGGUGGAGUUUCGUCGCUCCCUGACUCUCAGCUUCCUCUUUAAAUUUAACCUGGAGGUCCUGCAGAAACUCCGAGAAAUGAAUGUGAUUACAGAGGAGCUUCUUGAGACGAUGCAGAUCCAGCCGUUACCCAGAGAGAUCCAACCCGGCCUGCAGGUGUUCCAGCAUGUGCCAAAGGACCAGAGGGACCAGGACCCGGUGGGGCGUCCCAUCAUGCACCGCUCUGCCAUCAGCCAGGCCACAGGGGAGGCCGUGUACUGUGACGACAUCCCCCGAACAGACGGAGAGCUCUUCCUGGCUCUGGUUACCAGCUCUCGGGCACACGCUAAAAUCACAGGGCUGGAUGUCAGCCAGGCUCUGCGGCUUCCCGGGGUUGUCGACGUCAUCACGGCCAAAGAUGUUCCCGGGCAGAAAGUUCGCAAAAUGUUCGGUUAUGAAGAGGUGCUGCUCGCUGAGGCCGAGGUGUCGUGCGUCGGCCAGAUGAUAUGUGCGGUGGUCGCUGAUACGAGGGCGCACGCGAAACGAGGAGCUGCCGCCGUGAAGAUUGGCUACGAAGACCUGCCAGAGCCGCUGUUCACCGUAGAGGAAGCCAGUGAGAAGUCGUCCUUCUUUGAGCCUCGGAGGAUGAUUGAGAAAGGAAAUGUGGCCGAAGCCUUUAAAACUGUGGAUCACGUUCACCAAGGAGAGUUUCGGAUGGGCGGUCAGGAGCAUUUCUACAUGGAGACCCAGAGCAUGCUGGUAGUUCCUGUCGGCGAGGAGACGGAGUUCAACGCUUACGUCUCCACCCAGUGGCCGACGGGAACUCAGGAUGCAAUCGCGGAGGCGUUGGGCAUCCCGUCCAACAGAGUCACCUGUCACGUCAAAAGAAUAGGCGGAGCUUUCGGCGGGAAAGUUGUCAAAACGGCGACGCUGGCUUGUAUUACUGCUGUGGCUGCAUGGAAGACCAAUUGUGCAGUCCGCUGUGUCCUGGAGCGAGGAGAGGACAUGUUAAUCAGCGGAGCCCGUCACCCCGUCCUGGGAAAAUACAAAGUUGGUUUCAUGAACGACGGAAGGAUCAUGGCUGCAGAUAUGCAGUACUACACCAACGCUGGCAACACUGUGGAUGAAUCUCCUCUGGUGGUAGAUAAGAUUCUGCUCCACAUCGACAACGCCUACAACAUCCCCAACCUGCGAGGCCGCGGGGCCGCCUGCCGGACCAACCUGCCCUCCAACACUGCCUUCAGGGGGUUUGGCGUGCCCCAGAGCAUCAUGGUCCUGGAGAACAUGCUCAACGACGUUGCCAUGGUGCUGGGACGCCCCGCAGACCAGAUCCGGGAGAUCAACAUGUACCAGGGUCCAUCCGUCACCCACUAUGGGUUGGAGUUCAGCCCGGAGAACCUGUGGCGCUGCUGGGACCAGUGUAAGGAAAAGAGUGACUACGCCGCGCGCCGCAGAGCCGCUGACCGCUUUAACCAGGACAACUGCUGGAAGAAGAGAGGGCUGGCCAUCGUACCCAUUAAAUACGGGAUCGCAUUCGCAGAGAGCUUCUUAAACCAGGCUGCAGCUCUGGUCCACGUCUAUAAGGACGGAUCUGUUCUGGUCUCUCACGGCGGGACGGAGAUGGGACAGGGACUCCACACUAAAAUGCAACAGGUGGCGAGUCGGGAGCUUGGUAUCCCCCCCUCUAAGAUCUACAUCAGUGAAACCAGCACCAACACGGUUCCCAACACCUGCCCGUCGGCCGCCUCCUACGGCACAGACGCUAACGGCAUGGCGGUCCGGAACGCCUGCCAGACUCUGUACCAGCGACUGGAGCCAAUCAGGCAGAAGAACCCCAAAGGAUCAUGGGAGAGUUGGGUCAAAGCAGCAUUUUUGGACAAAAUCAGUUUAUCAGCAACUGGAUUCUACAGAGGCCCGGACCUUUACAUGGACUGGGACAAGAUGGCUGGGCGGCCCUACGCUUACUUCACAUUCGGAGCGUGUUUCUGCGAGGUGGAGCUGGACUGCCUCACAGGAGACUACAGGGCGGUGAGGACGGACAUCGUGAUGGACAUCGGUAGGAGUGUGAACCCCUCAAUGGACAUCGGCCAGAUUGAGGGAGCGUUCCUGCAGGGUUUGGGUCUCUACACUCUGGAGGAGUUGAAGUUUUCCCCCUCUGGGCUCCUGUACACUCGUGGCCCGUCUCAGUAUAAGAUCCCUGCGGUCUGUGACGUGCCGCUUCGCUUCAACGUUUACCUGCUGCCGGACUCCCACAACCCCCACGCCAUCUACUCCUCAAAGGGUAUUGGGGAACCUUCCCUCUUCCUGGGCAGUUCCGUGUUCUUCGCCAUCAAAGACGCCGUGGCUGCAGCCCGCUCCGAGUCCGGUUUAGUCGGCCCAUUUCCCCUGGACAGCCCCGCGACACCAGAGAGGGCCUGUCUGGCCUGUGCCUCCCCGUUCACUCAGAAGAUUCCAGCCAGCACACCGGGAUCUUUCAAACCGUGGGCCUUAAACAUCUAAAACUGAAUCUGUGUUUGUGUUCUAUCAAACUAAAGCUUGACUGACUGUGAACUGAUUGUUACUAACAAUAAUGAACUAAUAAUGAACUUAUACUCUAUAAUACUCUAUUCACUUUUCUUUACAUGUACAUUUGUAACAGCCAAUGAAUGAAUGAAGUGUUUAUUUUCGUGCAGGCCACUUGAAGCACAUGCUUCAACA
Molecule: messenger RNA, 4203 nt
Organism: Sander lucioperca (pikeperch)
Lineage: Eukaryota; Metazoa; Chordata; Actinopteri; Perciformes; Percidae
Gene: aox6
Product: aldehyde oxidase 6
Exons: 35
Coding region: 1-4005 (1334 amino acids)
Molecular function (GO): FAD binding; 2 iron, 2 sulfur cluster binding; oxidoreductase activity
Source: RefSeq, a predicted model, not a curated record